UAGUUUGCCUUUCCCAUACAGUGACAUUUUCGACACGUUUUAUUUUUUAAAUCUCCAUGUAUAUCCUUUUUUGAGAUACAUGUAUCAAUUUCGGACCUAUUUUUUGGGAAUCCAAUAGGUAGUGCUUCGAUAACACUCUGACAUGGCCACCGUAAAGGAGCAAAAGGAUACACUAUUUGCAACUUUAAUUUUAUAGAUAUUACACAGACUUUCACUAUCAGUCACUGUCUGUCUAGAAAGCGUUAUUUCACUUUUCGCCGUUGAUGUCAGAAAGUCUUUCAGUUGUUUAUCUUUGCGUAGUCUAUGCGAGUGUCUUGCCGAGGUAACCUGCAGCUCGCUCUCCGCUUGACGCAGCUGAAGGAAAUAGAACCAGUUGGGAAGCGAGUAAUAGGCUCGAUCAUCGUUACUCCGCUAGCUAGCCAACUGGUCCACCUCAUCCGUGAUAUUUCUAAAGGAUUUGUUUUGGGAGUUGUUUGUUUGCCUGACGUGGAGUAUGGAUUUCUUUUUUUUUCAGACAAAAAAUGAAAUAGUUGGCUACAGGACUUGGGGUAUCUAACCGAAACCUUUUCGUAUUGCGUCGACAGCUGUCAUUGAAGAAAGGAAAGUGAUCCAUCAAUGUUCGUGUGCUAAUGAAACAAGUCCCUUUGGAUGUACAUUUUGUAUUUUUGUUGAAAUGGUUGAAGACAAGGCUCAACAUUGGAUCAAUGGUUAAUGCGUAAUGCAUGUGUGACAACUGCGGUGUUCCUCCAUUCGAGAGAAACCCUGCUUCAUUGAGCUAGCUACCUAGCCAACUAGCUAGAUCGCUAGCUAAACUACAAAGUUAUAGAAGUAUAACAUCAGCUAUAUCUCCAGCCAUUUUGGACAUGAAGAAAACAAUUCAUUAUUCAUAGGGUUGGAAGAAUGUCAUCAGAGGAUAAGACUGUGGAGCCCUCUGAACAAGGGCCCUCACUGCCACCCAGCAGCACAGGGGCCACAUCCACAGGAAGUCCUGCCCAGACAGACAAGCGUCCCAGAGGCAGGCCACGCAAGGAUGCUGCCACCGUCACACCCCAGGCUCUGCCCACGGCCACGUCCAAAACCAGAAAGAAGUAUGUUUAUUCAAGGGGUCGCACCAGAGGAAGAGUGGUUGUGGACGAGGAGGACAGCAUGGAUGGGACCGAGGUGGCAGAGUCGGUGGGCCCUCAGGACACAGAGACUAAAGAGCUGCUGGGGGAGAGGGCCGAGGAGCUGGGAGAGGACGCCACCGGACCGCCCGGCCCUGCCAGCAGAGAGCCCAGACACGGUGAUGGUCUCUGUGCCUUCUGCUACUGUGGCGGCCGUAGCCUGCUGGGUCAGGGGGACCUGAGAGCGUUCCGUGCCCCGCCUGCCCCCGACCCCCCCCUCAGCUGCGAUGCCGGAGGUGGCAGCGCUGACGACGAUGAGCACGGCGGCGGAAACUGCGACAGAAUCACCAAACCCAACGCACCCACGGAGACCAGCUCGGGGCAGGGGAGCACACAGAAUGGAGCCGGGAGCCAGGGAGCAGACCCAGGCAGCAGGUUCUGGGACGAGCUCGCCCACGUGGGGCUCCCCGACCACCUGGACGUCCGGUCGCUCGUUGACGAAUCGGGGCAGUGCUGGGCCCACCAGCGUUGCGCCUUGUGGUCCGACGGCGUGUGCAAGGAGGGCGAGGGACAAUCGCUGCUCAACGUAGACAGAGCCAUCGACUCAGGGAGCACAAAGCACUGUGCCUAUUGUAAGCGCCUUGGAGCCUCCAUCAAAUGCUGUGCUGAAAGCUGCACUCGCCUGUACCAUUACCCCUGCGCUGGCGCUGCCGGCACCUUCCAGGAUAUCAGGAGCCUCUCUCUGCUCUGUCCAGAGCACCUCCAACUGGCCCUUCACAGAUUUCCGGAAGAGGCGAUCUGUGCCCUGUGCGACAGCCCCGGGGAUCUGGCCGACCAGCUCUUCUGCACCAGCUGCGGCCAGCACUACCACGGCAUGUGCCUGGACAUGGCCGUCACCCCGCUGAGGAGAGCAGGCUGGCAGUGCCCCGAGUGCAAGAUCUGCCAAACUUGCAAGAACCCAGGGGAGGACACCAAGAUGCUGGUGUGUGACGUGUGCGACAAAGGUUACCACACCUUCUGCCUGCAGCCUGCCAUGGACUCCAUCCCCACCAACGGCUGGAGAUGCAAGAACUGCAGAGUGUGUGUCCAGUGUGGAUCCAGGACCAGCGGUCAGUGGCACCCGGCCAGCCUGUUGUGUGAGAGCUGUGUCCAGCACCAGGACCCGGCCCUGUGCUGCCCCCUGUGUGCCGGCGUCCUGGACCCUGAGCACCACAAAGACCUGCUCUGCUGUCACGCCUGCAAAAGAUGGCUCCACCUGGAGUGUGAGCGUCAGAACUCGGGCCAGGCCGACGUCCACCCCAGGGAGGACUACACCUGCUCCAGCUGCAGGCCUGCCGUCCCUGAGCUCCCACCCCAGGCGGAGGACGAGGUCCCCAUGGACACGGGCCCAGAGCCGAGCCCGCAGCCAGCCUUGACGCACACGCGCCCGUCUGACUCCAGCCCGCAGCUGUCCCAAGCAGGCAUGGACCUCCACCCGAGCCCACACCCCCCUCCUCCUUCUCCUCCUCCGCCCCUUCCUCCCCCCGUGCACAGUGACCCAGAACAGGAAUCACAGUCCGCUCCAACGCACACGGAGCCCAACUCCGUCCAAGCCCUCGUCGUCUGCGAGACCAGCCAGACGGGACGAUCUCAGGCCAAAACCGACCAGCAGCUUGUUUCAGGCGAAGCUGAUGGUGAUGGGGGGGCCAAGGAGAUUCCUGUCAACAAAGACACAACUAAGGCCCUAUCAGAAAUUCCACCAGUAGGAGAGACCGUGGAGAAGUUGGAUCAGCCCUCGCCCACGCAGCUGUCGGUGAGGCCAGAGCAUCCACAGGACACUACAGGACCCACGAAGCCAGCAGAGACAGAAGCCCAUUCUGUUCAACUCAGCACAAAGGAAGUCAAGGCCAUCAUCUCACCCACCAAAGAAGCUACUACCGCGCCGCUCACGGUCAAGGAUGAGCCCAUGGACGUGUGGCCCUCGGGACCGCUGUCGGCAGCGCUGGAGACGGCCCCCAAGGAGGCCAGGGAGCGGAGGAGGGGGGAACAUGUUCCUGGAAGCCUGGCCGAGAGGGCAGAGUCUCCGGAGGCUGUGGAGGACAUGGACACCAGCCUGGAGAGCAAGUCUGGCCUCUUCCACCUCAGCCCAUCCUCCUCCGACUACAAGCCCCACAAGGCCUCCCUGGACAGGUUGGCGGAGAUGGCUGCCUCUCCCACCCACUCCUCCCCUCUCGCCAGGGGAACCUCCCCCAGAGAGCCCCCCCACCCCCAUGGCCUCCCUGGCCAGGGGGAGCACACAGGCCUGGUGACCUCCACCACUCACAUACCACUCACACCCAAGAUCGGCAUGGGGAAGCCAGCCAUCACUAAGAGGAAGUUCUCUCCUGGGAGGCCCAGGGUUAAACAGGGCGCAUGGAGCCCCCAUAGCAGUGUGAGCUCCCCCUCGUCCUGGUCCCCCGACCAGCCAGAGGGGUGGGACGUCCCAAAGACCAGGCAGCCCUCCAGCUCAAGCCCCGGCUGGAGCAUCCGAGUGGGUCGAGGGUCCGCCUUCCCGGGUAGGAGGAGGCCCAGAGGGGCGGGGCUGUCGGGCAGAGGGGGGCGUGGCCGAGCCAGGGGGAAGAAUGGAGCUUGUCCUUCAGUGAACUCUGGGGUGACGACCAUGGAGACGCCAUACCCCGUGAAGGAAGAGGAGGACAACGCCAUGCACAACACGGUGGUCAUAUUCUCCAGCAACGACAGUUUCACAUUGAAACAAGACAUGUGCGUGGUGUGUGGGAGUUUCGGGCUCGGGGCCGAGGGCCGACUCCUCGCCUGUGCUCAGUGUGGACAGUGCUACCACCCCUUCUGCGUCGGCAUCAAGAUCACCAAGGUGGUGCUGAGUAAAGGCUGGCGCUGCCUGGAGUGCACGGUGUGCGAGGCGUGCGGCGAGGCCAGCGACCCGGGGCGCCUCCUGCUGUGCGACGACUGUGACAUCAGCUACCACACCUACUGCCUGGACCCGCCCCUGCAGAACGUGCCCAAGGACAGCUGGAAGUGCAAGUGGUGUGUGUCCUGCACCCAGUGCGGUGCCACCUCCCCAGGCCUGAGGUGCGACUGGCAGAAUAACUACACCCAGUGUGCCCCCUGUGCCAGCCUGGCCUCCUGCCCCAUCUGCCAGCUGGACUACGGCGAAGGAGAGCUGGUGGUGCAGUGCCGCCAGUGUGACAGGUGGAUUCACGGCUCCUGCCAGGGUCUCCAUUCGGAGGAGGACGUGGAGAAGGCGGCAGACGGCAGUUUCGACUGCACAAUGUGUCGAGCUUUCAAGAUCACCAAGACAGCGGCGGCGACAGCCAAGGCCAAAGACUCUAUUGAGCCUCCAGCUAUGACGCAUAUUGUCACAAAGGCUAAAGAAAUGGACUUGGUGAGGACGUACACCCAGGACGGCGUGUGUCUCACAGAGUCCGGGCUGUGCCAGCUGCAGAGCCUGUCGGCCGCGGCGGCACGGCGCCGGAAGCCCAAGCCCAAGCUGAAGCUGAAGAUCAUCAACCAGAACAGCGUGGCCGUGCUGCAGGGGCCCGGGGAGCUGCCCUCGGAACAGGCCCGCCACGAGGACACGGACGACCACAGAGAAGCAGAGCUCCUGGACUGCGAUGCCAAGUCAGACUCCAGCCCGGAGCGGGAGCCUGCAGAGGAGGACUCCAAGGGGGCCGACAGCAGCAAGAAGAGGAAGAGGAAGCCGUACCGGCCGGGCAUCGGAGGGUUCAUGGUGCGUCAGAGGAGCCGGCCCGGACUGGGCCUAGGCAAGGCCAGGCGAUCACUGUGCAGGAAGGAUUCAUCCGGUUCUGUGUCUGAAAACCCCAUAGGAAAAGAUGACGGAUGGGGAGAGCCGUUACCUGACACGCCCGUGGAUGACAUUCCCCCGGGACCAGAGGUGCCGGAGAAGAUCAAGAAACGCUACAGGAAGAAGAAGACCAAACUGGAGGAGGCCUUUCCCACCUACCUUCAGGAGGCCUUCUUCGGCAAGGACCUGCUAGACAAGAGCAAGCAGAGGCAUCAAGGGGUGGAGUCGGGCCUCUUGGAGGAGGGCCAAGGCCAGGCGGACAGGAAGCACCCGACCGCCAGCUUCCUGGACCCGGCCUCGGACCCCCUGCUCAGCGCGGCCACCACGCCCAUCGGCGCCAGGGCCACAGUACCACAGACGAGCGAGGAGCCUCUAGUGGAUCUGUCUGACGUUCUGAGCACUGACACAGACCUCUUGGGAAUGCUUGGGAAAUCAGCUACCGAUCCUGGUCUUGAUUUUUGCCCCUUCCAAUGCGACAACUCACCUCCUCCUUUUGCUGGGCUGGACAUGGGAUCCCUGGCAGACAGCUCCCCUGCAGCCCCCCAGUCUAACUCAGGACGCAGAACACCCCGCACCCUGCCUGAGGAGCCCCUGGAUGGCAUCCUCAGCCCUGAACUAGACAAGAUGGUCACAGAUGAAUCGAUUCUCAGCAAACUCUACAAAAUUCCAGAGUUAGAGGGUAAGGAUGUGGAGGACUUGUUCACUGCCGUCCUCAGCCCCAGCACCAGCCAAACACCACAGAUGCCUCACCCGCACGGCCCCGGGCCCCUACACACCACACCAAGCACCAGUCUGGCCCAUCCCAACACAGGUAAUACCAUGUUCCCACGGAUGCCCAUCAUGAACGGUAUCAUGGGCCAGAACCAGCGUUUCCCCCUGACGCCGCCCAAUCAAGGAGCCGGACCUUGCAUCCCGGAGAACUUCUCCCCCAUUCACCGCAUGCCUUUCACUGACAAUCCAAGGGACAAGAAGUUUAAUCAGAUGGGCAGAGAGGCUGUGGGUCCCUGGGCCUCCCCUGCCCAUGGCCCCGGCCCACCUCCUCCCGGCCCCGGGGCAGAGGGAGAAACAGAGGCCAUGUCAAAUGCUCAAAGGAGCACUCUCAAAUGGGAGAAGGAGGAGACACUGGGAGAGUUAGCCACCGUGGCCCCGGUCCUCUACACCAAUGUCAACUUCCCCAACCUCAAGGAGGAGUUUCCAGACUGGUCUACAAGAGUCAAGCAAAUUGCUAAAUUGUGGAGGAAAGCAAGUUCACAGGACAGAGCCCCAUAUGUGCAAAAGGCAAGAGACAACCGGGCUGCUCUGCGCAUCAACAAGGUCCAGAUGACCAACGAGACGGUGAAGAGGCAGCAACCGGCGCAGCAGCAGCCCCCCGAGGUGUUUGACCCCAACAUACCGCUAGACACAGACCUGCUCUUUAAGGACCCUUUGAAACCCAAAGAGUCAGAGCAUGAGCAAGAGUGGAAGUUUAGACAGCAAAUGAGACAGAAAAGCAAGCAGCAAGCCAAGAUCGAAGCCACCCAGAAGCUGGAGCAGGUGAAGAACGAACAGCUCCAGCAGCAACAGCAGCAGCAGACGGGCAGCCAGUCGGAGAGCGACGGCCCCAACAGCGGCAAUCAGAGCCCUGUCUCCCAACCCAGUAACGGCGCUAUGUCCCCAAUGCAGCAGCUGAACCCUAAAGAAGGCUUUGCCAGGCCCCAGCUGCCUGGGACGCCCACCUCCGGGCCCCCUGAGGAUGUGUUCCUGCGCCCCCCACCUCCUCCUCCUUCAGGCCAGUCCUCUCAGCCUCAGUCCCCUCAGGUCUUUUCCCCUGGCUCCUCUGGCUCCAGACCCUCCUCCCCAUGGGACCCCUAUGCCAAGAUGGUAGGGACGCCCAGGCCUCCCGCUCUAGGGCCCAGCGUGUGCCGCAGGAUGUCUAUGGAGUCCGGCAAGUCUCCCACCUCCCUGAUGGAGCAACAGGACAGAGGGAGGCCCUCUCCUGCUCACGAGUCUUUCGGUUCACCCACAUCCAUGAGCAGCGACCCCUAUUCAAAGCCCCCAGACACACCUAGGCCUGUAGGGGAGAUGGAUCCGUUUCUCAAGCCCAUGGGCCCCCCCAGGCCCAGCCAGGCUUCUCAAGGAAGGCCCCCAAUGGGUUCCCCAGGCAGGGACCCGUACUCAAGACCGAUGAUUCGAAAUGAGGCUUACCAACGCAUGGCCCAGAACAAGAUGAUACUGUCAGACCCUUAUUCCCGGCCCUUGAUGGCACCCAUUCCGGGUAGCAACGAGUCUGGAUCGGUCUCUUUGUUUAAAACACCCAUGCCUCCUCCCCAAGCCCAGGACCACUUCAACAGACCAAUGCUACAUCCCGCUGACCGAUACUCUCAGAAUCAACAGAUUGACCCCUACGCUCAGCCGCCCCUGACACCUCGACCCUCCAUGAACGACAGCUUCACAAGUCCCCCCAGAAUGGCCCAGCACCACCCCCAGGGAAAUCCAUUUGCUCAAUCUGGGCCAAUGCCACAGAUGUCUACCAGGAACCCUUACUCUCAUGCACCCUCCACCCCAAGGCCGGACCAUUUCCAAUGUGACCCCUACUCCCAACCACCAGGCACGCCUCGGCCAUCCGACCCCUACUCUCAGCCUCCAGGGACCCCUAGACCCAUGAAUGAACCCAGUGGUCUACCUCGUCCAUUCUUUGAGCCCUACGCGCGACCCCCUGGUACACCUCGCCCACACGACAACUACGGGCAGCCGUCAAACACCCCUAGCCCAUCCUCAGACCCGUACUCCCAGAUUCCAUCCACUUCUCGGCCUGGCGGGAUGAACCAGUUCCAUCAUCCAGGUCAGAGAAUGUCCCCGUCCCACUCCAUGGACCCCUAUGCCCAGCCACCUGGUACCCCGCGGCCAUCCAUGGGGGAGAGGUUCUCCAAAUCUCCAGGAAGCCAGAGAGUAGCCAUGGACCCAUACGCAAACGCCCCAGGGACCCCCAGGCCUGGGACUGGAGACAUUUUCUCUCAGCCUGGAGGAACUCCCAGGCCAAUGCUGAAUGACCCAUACGCCCAGCCUCCGGGAACCCCCAGGCCAGGCAUGGGCCCGGAAGGCCUUGGUAGACAAGUGCAGAGGCCUGGACCCAUGAUGAACCAGGACCCUUUCUCCCCACCUCAAGUCCGAAUGCAGGAGCCCUUUCAACAUCAUGGUUCACAAACGCCCAAGCAUCCCGGUGUGCCAGAUGAAGGGUUCUCUCAGGUAUUGUCCAGAAGACCUAAUCAGAUACCAGUCCAUGACCCAUAUGAGCAUGCAGCUAUGAACUCUCGGCCACAGCCAACAGAGAGACUAGAGAUGAAGGAACAGCAAGGCAUGGGGAAUCCUGUCAAUGCAGUGCAGGAUCCCGUACAGCUGGCUAACAACCCUCAACUGUGUGGCAUUCCUACUGAAGCUCAGAGUAUCCCCCUAAUAGACAGCGAGGAGAGGCUGAGACAGCGUCAGCGUAUUCGGGAGCUGAUUCUGAAGCAGCAACAACAGAGGAGUGCCAUCCGCCAGGAGCGAGGCCCGCAGGACCAUUCCAUCAACAUGGCCCCUGGCACACCCAGACCCUGGCCCCAAGAGGGCCACAUCCAGCAGGGGGAGAUGUUCAGUCGGCCACCACCUCCUUAUCCUGGACCAGGCCCAGUGAGAGGCCCCAUGAGGUUCCCUGGACCCUUCCUUGGGGACCAACGGGGCCCUUUCCUCAAUGAUGGGCAGUUUCCCAGGGCUCAACAUCCUGGGGAUCCCAAUAUCAGACACCAGGGCCCAAGGUUUGCAUUUCCACCCGGAGGUCAGGGACCUCAUGGAGGACAGGAGUUCUUCCCCAGAGGGCCGCACCAAAUGCAGGACGUUCACCCCCAGAUGAGACGCUCCAUGUCUGUGGACAUGGCCAAGUCCAUGGGAGGCAACCCGGCUGGGAUGCCUCAGCACUUUCAUCCUCGGGGAAUGCCAGUGCAGCAGCACAACAUUAUGGGCCAGCCCUUCAUUGAGCUCAGGCACAGAGCCGUUGAAAGCAGGCUUCGUCUCCCCUUCAGCCCCUCGGGACCCAUGCAGGCCAACAUGGACCCGAGUGUCCAGCCUCAGAGGCCUCCUGGCUUCAUGGGUGGGCCAGAGUUCCGAUUCCCUCCAAACCAAGUCCCCAGGAUGAUGGAUCCCAUGGGGAACCAGAGUGGCCAGAUAUCUGCCAGCAUGGAAAACCUUCACCAGCAGCCUCAAAUGCAGGGCACCAUCAUGCCUAGACAGUCACCACUGAUGAGAUCAAUGAGCCAGCCUGCUUCUAAUGAGACUCAGAGUAUGGCUGGCUCCAUGAUGCUGCAUGGGCAGGCUGAGACAGUCCCCAUGACUAGCAGUGAAGGAGUAGAGGAGAAGCUGGACACUGUGGAAUCAGCUGUCAAAGACCUUGAAGACGUAGAGGUGAAAGAUUUAGUUGACGCUGACUUGGAGAACCUGAAUCUAGAUCCAGACGAUGGCAAAGAUUUGGACCUUGAGACAAACGACUUGCAUCUUGAUGACUUCCUAACCUCAGGAAAGUUUGACAUCAUUGCAUACACGGCAGAUCCAGAUCUGGAUGACAUCAAGAAGGACAUGUUUAACGAAGAACUGGACCUAAGUGACACUAUGGAGGAUCACAGUGAUGCCUCAGACAUCCAGAAGGCUUUGUCUGAGAAGAAGAACUCCAGCGUUACCACAAAUUCCUUCAGUUCAACAUCUGGAAUGGGGAAAUCAGAGCUUUCUGCCAACCAGUCCUCAGCAAAUAUCAAACCUGAAACUUGCACCAAUCAGAACUUGGCUUCCCUGCCAACCGAGCAGAGGAUCAAGGAGGAAGUUAAAGACGGUCAGAUGCCCACGGACGGGACAGACCAGCCAACAGAUGAAAGCACUAGUGCUCCAGCUCAGCAGCUCUCUGAUUCCACCCCAGUCCUCUCUGGCCUCCUCAUCAAACAGCAAUCUGAGGACCCUUCACUAAACCCCAUGGGAGACUCUGUCAAACAAGCCGACAACCAACCCGACCCAGACGAGACGUCCAUGGAUGCAUUUGGAGGCGACCAGGUGCUGGACCCGAGUGGUCUGACCCUGGCCCAGCAAGCCCUGUUGAGCCAGACUCUGGGUCAGCAGGGCCAGCAGCAUCGGCCCCUGCUGCUGGAGGAACAGCCCCUCCUCUUGCAGGACCUCCUGGACCAGGAGAGGCAGGAGCAGCAGCAGCAGAGGCAGAUGCAGGCUAUGAUCCGCCAGCGCUCCAGUGACUCCUUCUUCCCAAACAUAGAUUUUGAUGCUAUCACAGACCCUAUUAUGAAAGCAAAGAUGGUUGCUCUGAAAGGUAUCAAUAAAGUCAUGGUCCAAAACAACAUGGGAAUGACACCAAUGGUUAUGAACAGGUUUCCUCCUGCUCCUGUCACCCCAUGUCCUGAAAACAGCCCCCUCCCUCCUCCAGUGGUUGGACAGGUGGCAGAGCCAAUAGAUAGCAAGCUGACCUCGCAGGUGGUGAGGCCUAACCCCCCCAACUUUGGACCUGGUUUUGUCAAUACUGCUCAGAAGGCCCAGUAUGAGGAGUGGCUUCAAGAAACCCAGCAGCUGCUGCAGAUGCAGCAGAAGUUUCUAGAAGAGAAAAUCGGAGCUCACAGAAAGUCUAAGAAGGCCCUGUCAGCCAAGCAGAGAACUGCUAAGAAGGCUGGGAGGGAGUUCCCUGAGGAGGACGCAGAGCAGCUCAAACAUGUCACCGAGCAGCAGGGCGUAGUGCAGAAACAACUGGAGCAGAUCCGGAAGCAGCAGAAGGAGCAUGCAGAGCUGAUCGAGGAGUACAGAGUCAAGCAGCAGCAGCACAGCAGCAUGCCACCGUCUGGGAUGCCCGCCAUGGCGGCCGUGCCAGGGAUGCCCCCAAUGCAGGGCCCUGUUGGCAUCAUGCCAGGAGGACCAGUGAUGGGCCAGCCCCCUAUGAAUCCCAUGAUGCAGCAGGUGCCUCUCCAUCCAGGCCAGCCCAACGCGCCACCACGCAUGCCCAACGCCCCCGGCUGGCACCCGGGAGCUCCCAUGCCCAUAGCUGGCCCUGGCAUGCCCGUGCUAAUGCCCCCGCAGGUGCCCAUGAGCAACCCGGCAGCCCAGCCUCCUCAGAUUCCCAUGGGAAGCCUGCCUCCACACCCACAGAUGCCCAUCGAGGCCCACCCUUCACAGCCCCAGCAGAAACCUGUUCAGGGAGCCAGCGGCAGCGGGCUAAAGUUUGAUGACAACAAUCCGUUCAGUGAGGGCUUCCAGGAGCGGGAGAGGAGGGAAAGGUUGCGGGAGCAGCAGGAGAGACAGAGGGUGCAACUCAUGCAGGAGGUGGAGCGCCAGCGGGCGCUGAAACAGCGCAUGGAAAUGGAACAGCAAGGCAUGCUGGGGCCUGACGGCAACAUGACGCCUCUCUCCCAGAUGCCCUUCUUUAAUUCGGAUCUGCCCCAGGAUUUCUUGCAACCCCAAAGACCUCCACAACACCACCAGCAGCAGCAACUUGGCCCCAUGUUCCCCCAGCAGCAAGGCAUGCAGCCAGGCAUGGGUUCCCCCCCCGGGUCCUUCAUGCAAGGUGGAGACCGACGGACCAUGAUGGGCAAUGGGAUGAUGGGCCAGGACAUGGGGCAUGGUUUCGGGCCAGAUAACCUUGGGAUGCAAGGAGGCGGCUUUGCCCAGGGUCAACCCAGGCCAAGAAGGUUCAGUGGGCCCGGAAUGAUGCCCCAGAUGCCAGGGGAAGGGCUUCCCUUUGGACCCGAAUCUGCCACUCCUCUACCCUCCAACUUCCCUGGCUCGGGCCAGUCUCUCAUCCAGCUUUACUCAAACAUCAUCCCGGAUGAGAAGGGAAAGAAAAAAAGAAACCGAAAGAAGAAGAAGGACGAGGAUGCAGAUUCGGUGAAAACUCCCUCCACUCCUCACUCUGACCUCACCGCCCCUCUGACGCCCUGUGUGUCCGACACCUCCUCCACGCCAACCAGGAACGCCCACAUGUACGGGGACCAGGAUCUGUCCAGGUCCCCAUUACUGGGCUCCUCCACCCCAAUCCACUCCGAGCUUGAGAGGCAGCUGUCCGGGGGUCUUUCCUCCGACAUGGCCAGGGCCCAGGCUCUGGAGCAGGAUCGGAUCCUCAGCAACAUCAAGCUGGAGCAGACCGAGGCUAGCGAGUGCCACGGCCCCCGGGACAGCCAGAUGGGCACUGGGAUGGGUGCGGUGAAGGAGGAGGCCUGGAAGGGGGCCUUGUCCCCUUUCCCUGCUGGUCAGAGCCCCUCCCACAAUGCCAAGGGCGAGUCUGGGAACGAGCUGCUGAAACAUCUCCUGAAGAACAAGAGCACGCCGCCCCGGGGGCUGGCCCACCAGAGGUCUGACGAGAGCCUGCGCUCGGAGGAAGAGGAGGCUGCCGACUGCAAGGCCCUGCUCCGCCAGAGUUCCAUGGACAGCAACGGGGCCUACUCAGACGGUCAGCUGUCUGGCCCUCCAGAGUUUCCUGGUCCCUUGUUACCUGAACAAGACAAGAAGAAAGGCCGCAACAAGAGGGCCCCCAAGGGUGGAGAGAAGCCCAUCUCUCGCUACAAGAAGAGGAGGAAAGAUGGGGAGGAGAAGACACUGGUGCAAUCCAGCGAGGACACACUAAUGACCCAGCUCAAACAGCAACUGUCCCUCCUGCCCUUGAUGGAGCCCCUGAUCGGGGUCAACUUUGCCCACUUUGCUCCCUACGGCAGCGGGCAGCUGAACGGAGAGAACCUCCUGUCUGGGACUUUCGGCAGCGCCUCUCUGGAUGGAGUCUCAGACUACUACUCCCAGUUGGCCUACAAGCAGAACAACCUGAGCAACCCUCCUACUCCCCCAGCGUCCCUCCCCCCGACACCGCCGCCUGUCAACCGGCAGAAAAUGAUCAACGGCUUCGCCACCACAGAGGAGCUGGCUAGUAAAGCCGCCGCCAUGGUGUCCAAAGGCCUGGUUCCCAAGCCCUUCCACGUCCCCUUCAGGACUGAGGAGGAGCUGCUGGCCCGGGCCAUAGCCCAGGGCCCCAAGACUGUGGACGUCCCUGCUUCUCUCCCCACACCACCCCACAACAACCAGGAGGAGCUCAGCCGAGGACAAGAGCACUGCAAGGACAGGGACACACCUGACAGCUUUGUCCCCUCAUCCUCCCCCGAAAGUGUGGUGGGCAUGGAGAUCAGUCGAUACCCGGAUCUGUCCUUGGUGAAGGAGGAGCCCCGGUCCCCCUCUCUCUCCCCCGUCCUCCCCAUGCUCCCUGCGCUCACCGGGAUGACCGGCGACAGGACAGGCUCGCUGACCAGGCUUCAGGACAUCAAGACGGAGCCCUGUAACAUGUUCUUCAGUUCUCACUCGGGACCCAUGUGUGACUCCAAGCCUGGGCUGGUGUCUGUGGCCAUCACGCUGAGGCCGGCGGCAGCAGAGAACAUCACAGGCGUGGUGGCAGCCAUAUCAGACCUGCUGUGUGUGAAGAUCCCCAGCAGCUAUGAGGUCAGCAGCACCCCCGAGCGCGGGCCCCUGGCCAUGCUGAGCGGGCUCCGCGUGGGCCCCCACGGCCUGGAGCACCGGCCCCCCACCGCGCUCUUCCAUGGCCGCGUGGACAUGGGGCCAGGCCAGCGCUUCAGGGCUGGGGGCCCCCAGGGGAUGAUGCAGCAUCAGGGGCAGCACAUGCCCUUCCAGCCCCACGCCUCAGGGCCCGUCCCAGCCAGGGAAGCCCAUCACAGGCCGCCCGGCAGCCCUGGUCCCAAGCCUCAGUGGUGCUGUAACUGCAAAGUGGUGGUCCUGGGAAAUGGAGUUCGCAAGUCCAUCAAAGACCUUCUCAUACACAAACAGGAGCUAGAUGGCCAGCCUCGACCAGAUGAAAACCUGGUCUUCUGCAGCCACAGCUGUUUCCUGCUCUACUCUGCCUCCUCCUCCUCAACAACAUCCUCCACACAGGCCCGGCCAGCCGCACACGCCAAGGAUUCGAUGUCUCUCCUUCCAGAGUGUGAGCAGGAGAGCCUGUCCAAAGCCCAGCACCAGUACAGCAACAACAUGUCCUCUCUAGACGUCCACUGCCUGGCCCAGCUCCAGCCCAAACACUCGCCGCCCUCCACCCCUCCCAUCCCCUUUCCCUCCGCCAGCGAUGCCCCCAAGGCCGAGUCCAAGUCGGACGCCAUCAAGGUGACGGUGAAGCUGAAGGCGCGGCCCCGCCCCCACCACCACCACGCUCAGGACACCUGGCACCAGGGGAAGAGACCGAAGGGCUUGCGCUGGAGGAAGUGGAGCAUCCAGGUGGUGGUCCCCCGGGGGAACUCCCAGCUCCCGGACGAGGACAAGAUCGACGAGCUCCUGCGGAAGCUGGGCGCCUCCCUGCGUCCCUCGGCCCUGCUCCGGGACCAGCGGCGCUGCUGCUUCUGCCACCAGCUGGGCGACGGCGUCACCGACGGCCCCGCCCGGCUGCUCAACCUGGACCUGGACGUGUGGGUGCACCUCAACUGCGCUCUGUGGUCCACCGAGGUGUACGAGACCCAGGCCGGCGCCCUCAUCAACGUGGAGCUGGCCCUGCACCGCGGCCAGGCCGUCCGCUGCGCCUUCUGCCAGCAGGUGGGCGCCACCAGCGGCUGCCACCGCCUGCGCUGCACCAACGUGUACCACUUCACCUGCGCCCUGCAGGCCCACUGCACCUUCUUCAAGGACAAGACCAUGCUGUGCCACGCCCACCGGCCCCGCGGCACCACUGGACAGGCUCUGGAGCACGAGCUGCGCUGCUUUGCCGUCUUCCGCCGCGUCUACGUGCAGCGGGACGAGGCCAGACAGAUGGCCAGCGCGGUGCAGAGGCCCGAGCUGGGCUACACCUUCCGUGUGGGCAGCCUGGUGCUGCACGCCAUGGGCCAACUCACUCCUCAGCAGAUGGAGGCCUUCCACUCGGCCACCGCCAUCUACCCGGCCGGCUACGAGGCCUGCCGCAUCUAUUGGAGCAUGCGCCACGGCAACCGGCGCUGUCGCUACGUGUGCGCGGUGGAGGAGAGGAAGGAGCGGCCAGAGUUCACUAUCCGAGUCAUUGAGCAGGGCUACAAGGACCUGGUGUUGGCUGACUUCACUGCUAAGGGGGUGUGGGAUAAGGUCCUGGGCCCAGUGUCUGAGAGGAGGAAUGAAUCAGGAACUCUGAAACUUUUCCCUGUUUACCUGAAAGGAGAGGACCUGUUUGGACUCACCAUCUCUGCUGUCACAAAGAUUGCAGAAUCGCUACCCGGGGUGGAGUCCUGUGAGAGGUAUAACUUCCGCUACGGACGCAACCCUCUGAUGGAGCUACCCCUGUUUUUCAACCCCGCCGGCACAGCCCGCGCCCAGCCCCGAACCAGCUCCACCUCCACCUCUCUGGUCAUAAGGCCCCAGACCGUUUCCCCCCCCACCAGCUCCAGGUCCAACCAGAAUGCAGCCCAGGGAGAGGGUGGUGCCCCCCACACCAAACCCCCCACGGUGCACCCCAGGUCCUCUCAGUACCGCUGGAUGAAAAGCGAGUGGAGGGCCAACGUUUACCUGGCCCGCUCUCGCAUCCAGGGUCUGGGACUGUUUGCCGCCAAGGACAUCGAGAAGCAAACCAUGGUGAUCGAGUACAACGGAACCGUCCUCCGCAACGAGGUGGCCAUCAGGAAGGAGAAGACGUACACAGCUCAGAAUCGAGGAGUGUUCAUGUUCCGCAUCGAUAGUGAACAUGUGGUGGACGCCACUCGUACGGGCGGCUUGGCUAGGUACAUCAACCACUCUUGCACCCCUAACUGUGUCGCUGAGAGGGUCACCUUCGAGAGAGGCUAUAAAAUCAUCAUUGGCACCAAUCGCAGAGUAGAGAAGGGAGAGGAGCUGUGUUUUGACUACAAGUUCGACUCUGUGGACGACCAGGACAAAAUUCCCUGCCACUGUGGAGCACCCAACUGCAGGAAGUGGAUCAACUGACAAACAACGACAUAAGAGGACACUUCAACACAAAUGCAUUCCAUGCCAAUAAUCUGCCCUGGGAAAGAGGAGGGGUUUUCACACUAACAUCAGGCUCAGGCCUUCUGUUCUACCUGAGUCCCGCCUUAGGAGUUAGAAGCCGGUAGGGUUGAGAAAGCUAGAAGGACAUAAGAGGAUGUGACUUGUGCCAUAUGUUGCAAGCUCUGCUUCAUUCAGACAACCUUGUGUCUGUCAGCAUGUGUUAGAUGUACAUAAGGCGCAGAAUCCACCAGCGAAUGAGGAGAGAGCACUGUGCGGGGCGCGGCCUUAUUGGUUACUAAGGGCAGGCCCUUUUGUUACAUACUAUCAAUGAGUACCAUAUGACUAAAUGUAGACAUCACUGAAUGGGGAAUGUACAGCAAUGACUACCACGAAGGGAAAAUUAACUUGCACUAAAAAAGAGACAAAUACACACACACACACACACAACUUUAAAAUACUUGAUUCCAUGAGUCAGUUUUAUCAUAGGUUUCUUGUCAUGUGAUUUGAGUGGAAUUGGAGAGGACGUUUUGUAUUUAUUGAGUGAAUGAAUUUUAUUCUCAAAAUUAUGAGACAGUUGAAAGAAGACUGAACUGCUAUUGCUUUUUGAAGAUUAAAGACAUGCUGUUACUUUUUGUAUAAAUGUAAAUUAAGAAAAAUAUAGGAAUAACCGACCAAAUACUACCUUAACCUUGUUGAUGUUUGGGAUGUUUUUGAACUGCUUUUGUUUCAUUUGUCAUUGAAAUUUAUUUAAGAUGGACAUUAUGAUUUCAGUUUGAGAGUAUAUAUUAUGAUUAUUCUGUACAGAAUUUGUAAAAUAACUACAAUAAUUCACAAAAGUAUUUUUGUUGUAUUAAAAGUAUGGUAUUGUAGUGUAGUGUUUUGUGAUUUACACGUACUUUGACCACUCAAGAGGAAAUAUUUUUGUUGACUAAUGUGGUAACAAGUUAUUGCUUAAAGAAUCUAACUCUUCUGGUGUAAGAGGACAUUCUAAUGUAUUCGCUGUUAAUCAGGUUUGAUUUUCUAGAACUGUGAAUUAGGUUUUAAGCCACCCAAACACAACUUUUACUUUUUUAACCAGAAUAGGCUAGGAAACCACCUUGUUGUCCUCUAUUGUUUUUUUGUUUUGUUUUUACACUGAAAUGAUGUACAGUUGUCCCAUGACAUUGUUGACCAUUUCAGAUGUGUGAAAUUAAGGUAUGGAGACACACACACACACAAAAUCAUGAUUUGUGGGAAAACUUGUUUGAGACAGUAGGUGGUGCUACAUUUUCAAUGGAGAUGGCAUUCUACUUAAUCAGAAAUCUAUCUUACACAGACACUUCACAAGUGGCAAAUGGAAGAGGUUUUGCGUGCACAAUUUCAAGUUGACUGUAUAAUUUUGGAGACAGUCUUAGAACUUGUAAUGUAUAUGGCAUGUAUUUUUUUAACUUUCCGAAAACUCAAUUGUAUAUAUUUUCUCAAUGAAUGGUUGUAACAAAAUUGUUUCUUGGAUAUUUUUCUUCUUGUAUUAUAUGACAUCAUCCUGCCAGUGUGUUUGUGCUACAUUUUUCUUGGUCCUGUAAAGUAGUCAAAAAUGUUUUUGGAAAAAUGCCUUUUGAAGUGUACAGAGUAAUAUGAGGUUUGGAGUUUGUGGAAUUGAAUUUAGAAACAUUUACAAAAAUAAACUAUUUUACA
Molecule: messenger RNA, 17514 nt
Organism: Hypomesus transpacificus
Lineage: Eukaryota; Metazoa; Chordata; Actinopteri; Osmeriformes; Osmeridae
Gene: kmt2cb
Product: lysine (K)-specific methyltransferase 2Cb
Exons: 61
Coding region: 901-15819 (4972 amino acids)
Biological process (GO): positive regulation of transcription by RNA polymerase II
Cellular component (GO): nucleus; MLL3/4 complex
Molecular function (GO): histone binding; transcription coactivator activity; histone H3K4 methyltransferase activity
Source: RefSeq, a predicted model, not a curated record